UUCUACAAGACAGGAGACAUUGCCUACUUUAGUACCGACGGAUCGUUGAUUAUAGUAGGUCGAAAGGAUAACCAGGUGAAGCUACACGGACAGCGGAUCGAACUUGGCGAAAUCGAGUUCCAAAUGCGCGCAGUUUUGGGGAAAUCCGUAACAAGUGUGGCUGUUGAUGUCCUAGGGCCCGCCACCAACAACAUCCAAACAUCAUUGGUUGGUUUUAUUGAGAACAGCUCAGCCAGUGUAGAGACUGAUGUUCAACGCAAUGAUGGAGGACGUACAGAUGUGAAUGAAGAUAAUCAAGGCAAGACCAUGCUAUACGACAUACCUCCCGUUCGUCUUGAGGCGAUUCGGGAGGCUUUACGGGCUAAACUACCCUCCUACAUGGUUCCUUCUACAGUUUGGUCUCUGAACACGUUUCCUAAACUCCCUUCAGGAAAGAUGGACAGGAAAACUCUUCGC
Molecule: messenger RNA, 456 nt
Organism: Bipolaris sorokiniana ND90Pr
Lineage: Eukaryota; Fungi; Ascomycota; Dothideomycetes; Pleosporales; Pleosporaceae
Exons: 1
Biological process (GO): secondary metabolite biosynthetic process; amino acid activation for nonribosomal peptide biosynthetic process
Cellular component (GO): cytoplasm
Molecular function (GO): phosphopantetheine binding
Source: RefSeq, a predicted model, not a curated record